GAUUUUAUUCCGCCAAUUUGUUGCCGAACAGAAUUUGCCCGCAACUGAUUGCUGAUCCCUUCUCAGAAUUAGCAACAGAAAUGUUCCCUGACUCAAAGAUUGCUUCGGGUCGACUCCAGUCUGUUGCUGAAGCUUAUUCAGCUCCUUGGCCAGGCCGUGUGUGAUAUCGGCGAAAGUUUUGGACACUGUAACGUCAACGCCGCAGCGUGUAGUUGCCGAACAUCAGGCCAUGGCGUUUAACAGGACUGCCACUGAAGGCCGCGGGGCAACGGGGACUCGGUGGCGGCGGUUGCUGCCUUUACUGGUGUUGAGCUUGUCGGUGUGCGGGUACGUGUGUCGAGCAUCUUCGUCGCCUCUGGAGCAGCAGCAGGAGGAGGAGGAGGAAAGUGCCAUGGAGAACAUUGUCACGGAGAAGAAAGCUGAGGAGAGCCACCGGCAGGACAGCGCUGACCUGCUCAUCUUCAUCCUGCUCCUCACACUCACAAUAUUGACCAUUUGGUUGUUUAAGCACCGCCGGUUCCGCUUCCUGCACGAAACUGGGCUGGCGAUGAUUUAUGGUUUACUUGUAGGUGUAGUGCUGCGCUACGGCAUCCAUGUCCCGCGGGAUGUCAGCAACGUCACGUUGAGCUGUCCCGUCAACGCCAGCCCUGCCACGCUGCUGGUUCAAUCCCGAGGCAAGUUCUACGAAUACACGCUGAAGGGCGAGAUAAGCGCCAGCGAAGUGGACGAUGUGCAGGAUAAUGAGAUGCUGAGGAAGGUGACGUUUGACCCCGAAGUCUUCUUUAACAUUCUCCUGCCGCCCAUCAUCUUCCACGCCGGAUACAGCCUGAAACGGAGACACUUUUUCCGGAAUAUGGGUUCCAUACUGGCUUAUGCCUUUUUGGGGACUGUGGUUUCGUGUUUUGUCAUAGGGUUGUUGAUGUACGGCUGCGUAAUGCUGAUGAAGCAGAUGGGACAAUUGGGUGGAGAAUUCUUCUUCACCGACUGUCUGUUCUUCGGCGCAAUCGUGUCCGCAACUGACCCUGUGACAGUGCUGGCCAUCUUCAAUGAGCUACAGGUGGAUGUGGACUUGUAUGCGCUGCUCUUCGGCGAAAGCGUACUCAACGACGCCGUGGCUGUCGUCCUCUCCUCGUCCAUCGUGGCCUACCAGCCGGAGGGUGACAACAGCCACACCUUCGAGGUGGUGGCCAUGUUCAAGUCCUUUGGCAUGUUCCUCGGCGUCUUCAGUGGCUCCUUCGCUCUCGGCGUCGCCACUGGCGUCGUCACGGCUCUUGUGACUAAAUUCACCAAGUUGCGGGAUUUCCAGUUGCUUGAAACGGCCCUGUUUUUCCUCAUGUCGUGGAGCACCUUCCUAUUAGCCGAGGCUUGCGGUUUCACAGGCGUGGUGGCGGUGCUGUUCUGUGGAAUCACUCAAGCGCACUACACAUUCAACAACCUGUCUCCCGAGUCACAGGACCGCACAAAACAGCUGUUUGAGUUGUUGAACUUCCUGGCGGAAAACUUCAUCUUCUCCUACAUGGGUUUGACCCUGUUCACCUUCCAGAAUCACGUAUUUAACCCUAUGUUCAUCGUUGGGGCUUUUCUUGCAGUGUUCCUUGGCCGUGCGGCCAACAUCUACCCGCUGUCUUUUCUUCUCAAUCUGGGCAGACGCAACAAGAUUCGAUCCAAUUUCCAGCACAUGAUGAUGUUCGCGGGACUUCGGGGCGCCAUGACUUUCGCGCUAUCCAUCCGAGACACGGCCACCUAUGCGAGGCAGAUGAUGUUCUCCACUACGCUGCUCGUGGUCUUUUUCACCGUGUGGUUCUGCGGCGGCGGCACAACGCAAAUGUUGUCGUGCCAGCGAAUACGGGUGGGGGUGGAUUCGGACCAAGACAACUCUAUGAGUGUUGGCGAAGGUUCCGAGCGACGAAGUACCAAACAGGAAAGUGCCUGGCUUUUCCGGAUCUGGUACAAUUUUGACCACAACUACCUGAAGCCCAUCUUGACCCACAGCGGUCCCCCGCUCACGGCCACGCUGCCGGCCUGCUGCGGCCCUCUGGCCCGCUUCCUCACCAGCCCCCAGGCUUUUGAGAACGAAUGUCAGAUCAAGGACGAUGACUCGGACCUGAUCUUGACCGACGGCGAUGUCAACCUCAACUACGGCGACAUCACAGUCAGUACAGACGGUGCGCGCGACGACCCUGACCGCGAGUUGGCGUGCAGUGACCACGAACUGGUGAUGCGGGGAACGCGCCUGGUGCUGCCUAUGGAUGACUCGGAGCCGCCCUUCACGGAGCCCCGCUGCCGCUUGUGAAGGCACUGUGGUCCCUAGCUUUCUUCCCGCUACCUCAUGGCGCCGCCCGUCUUGUCCUAUUUAAUUUCUCACUUUGUUUUGCUGGCUUUUGACUCAAGUCAUUGGCUGCCAGGGACGGCGAUAGUUGCCUAGUCUAUUUUUUACUGGUAGAGGUUGGGAGCGAUUAUUCUAAAUUUAUCUUAUUGCUGUUACUAAAUCACCUUUGCAGGUUGGAGCCUUGUCAUGGACCUUUUUCUUAACUUCCAUUACAGGCCACGAUCACUGCCAGCCCCUCCCAGUCAGAAUGGAUUGGACGUCUGUCAUCGUCAAUGGCAGCCAAUGAGUUAAUGUAGCAUCGCUGAGCAUGCAUUGUGUAUGGCGAAUUAAUUUAGUACCCUGGUGUGCUCAUAAUGUCAAUUCAUUCAUUUUUGGCAAUAUUGUAGCGAUUGGUUGCAUGUAGAUUUCUUGACUUUUUAUUUGGAGCCAAAUACCAUUUGUGUUCAAAAUAACAGUUCGAAGUAAUGUUAAUCCUUUUUAGACGCCCAAUCCAUUUGGACUGGGAGUGUUGGCAGCGAUUAUUCGUCUGUCGCCAUCAAUGGCACUCAAAAAUGAUCAUUCAUGAGAGCCCCUCCCUCCGGCCUUGUGAGCAGCAGCUGUCUAGUAUGGACUGUUUUAACAGGAAGUGUUGAUAGGACGUCGCCUUGGCGACCGCCAUGUUGUCGUGGACCGCAGCCAGAAGACAAGCAUUAACAGUGUGUGUGUUUGUGUGUUGAGGGUAAAUGAGCUCAUUAUGUGUGCGCGUGUGUAUGUAGUGGGUGCAAUGUAGAUGGAAGGAAGAGGAAGGCCUUCCAAGUGUUAUCUUCUGCUGUGCAGGAACAUGAAACUGAUAGAAAGUAUUUUUUUGUUUUGUUUCUAUUUUAUGGCCCCGAUGCUUCGUGUGAAGAAAAAAAACAAUCCAGAGAAUUUGCCUUUUUUUCACUUCAUGCCAUUCCCUGUUUUUUUGGGGGGUGUUGUUGUAAAAGAAACCUUAUAUUUGCACUUCUUAAUAGGUCACUUUGCUGUUAUGUUGCCCUGAAUACUUAAAAGAA
Molecule: messenger RNA, 3360 nt
Organism: Corythoichthys intestinalis (scribbled pipefish)
Lineage: Eukaryota; Metazoa; Chordata; Actinopteri; Syngnathiformes; Syngnathidae
Gene: slc9a6a
Product: solute carrier family 9 member A6a
Exons: 17
Coding region: 230-2293 (687 amino acids)
Biological process (GO): potassium ion transmembrane transport; regulation of intracellular pH; sodium ion import across plasma membrane
Cellular component (GO): plasma membrane; recycling endosome
Molecular function (GO): potassium:proton antiporter activity; sodium:proton antiporter activity
Source: RefSeq, a predicted model, not a curated record